CCGCUCGCUCGGCCCCGGCGGGGCCCGGACCCGCCCGGCCCGGCCCGGCCCGGCCCGGCUCGGCAGGAUGAUCAAGCUGUUCUCGCUGAAGCAGCAGAAGAAGGAGGAGGAAUCGGCGGGCGGCACCAAGAGCUCCAGCAAAAAGGCCUCGGCCGCGCAGCUCCGCAUCCAGAAAGUUUGCGGGAAUUUCGGGGCCCUGAGGGGAUCCUUAGGACUGCCCCCGACCCCCGUGUCCCCCCAGGAGCCGAACCCCGAGGACCCGCUGAACAAGGAGGCGGCCGAGGUGCUGCAGAGCAACCGGCGCCUGUUCGAGCAGAACGUGCAGCGCUCGCUGCGCGGCGGCUACGUCGGCGCCACCUACUUCGAGCGCUGCCUCAAGUGACCCCCACCCCGAGCCCAAAAUCCCCAAAAACCGCCCCAAAAACGCCGCCCCGACCCCGCCGAGAAACGGAA
Messenger RNA from Lonchura striata (white-rumped munia), 453 nucleotides. The record is from RefSeq and is a predicted model, not a curated record. NCBI's taxonomy places the organism in Eukaryota, Metazoa, Chordata, Aves, Passeriformes, Estrildidae.